Messenger RNA from Cloeon dipterum, 4235 nucleotides. RefSeq names its product vacuolar protein sorting 15 (gene Vps15). The transcript has 24 exons. NCBI's taxonomy places the organism in Eukaryota, Metazoa, Arthropoda, Insecta, Ephemeroptera, Baetidae. Gene Ontology annotation, cellular component: late endosome; phosphatidylinositol 3-kinase complex, class III, type II; nucleus-vacuole junction. Gene Ontology annotation, molecular function: protein binding; ATP binding; protein serine/threonine kinase activity. Bases 86 to 4093 code for a protein of 1335 amino acids. Gene Ontology annotation, biological process: late endosome to vacuole transport; autophagy of peroxisome; macroautophagy. The record is from RefSeq and is a predicted model, not a curated record.
CAGCUGUAAAAUGUCAAGCGUAGUUCUCCAGCUCUCAGCAAAAUUUGGCCCAUUUUGACGCAAACACGCUGACUGAGUUUAAAAUAUGGGCAACCAACUGGUGGGCAUAGCCCCGUCACAGAUAUUCCCAGUCGAACAUUACCUGACCGAGCUAAACGACCUCGAGUUUGAUGUCAACCUGGGCAGUACCAGAUUCCUUAAAGUGGCCCGUGCCAGGUCCCAGGAAGGACUUGUGGUUGUCAAGGUGUUUGCCAUACAUGAUCCUACCUUACCGCUGGCCACCUACAAGGACAAGUUGGAGGAUAUCAGGAACAAAUUGGCCCUCUCUGUGAAUUGCCUUCCUUUUCAAAAAAUCACGCUCUCCGACAAAUCUGGGCUAAUGUUCAGAGAAUAUGUCAAGUGCAGUUUGUACGACAGAAUUAGCACCAGGCCAUUUUUGUGUUCCAUUGAGAAAAGGUGGAUUGCUUUCCAAGUUCUCUAUGCUGUCUACCAAUGCCACAACUUAGGGGUCUGCCACGGUGACAUCAAACUAGAAAACAUCAUGAUCACCAGUUGGAAUUGGGUCUUGCUGACUGAUUUUGCACCUAUCAAGCCGACCUACCUCCCAGAAGAUAAUCCAGCUGAUUUUUCCUAUUUCUUCGACACCUCUCGAAGAAGAACGUGCUACAUCGCUCCUGAAAGGUUUAUCAAAACGCUUACAUCAGAAGCAAGCAGUCAGCUACUUUUGCCUGAGGAUGUUUAUAAAAGAGGCGACCUUGUUCCAUCAAUGGACAUUUUCUCCACUGGAUGUGCUCUGACUGAAUUGUUCACUGAAGGGCAACCUCCAUUCGACUUCUCCCAGCUGCUCGCCUACCGGAGCGGGGACUACAGCCCUGUUAAGCUGCUGGAGAAAAUUGACGAUGAAAACACUCGCGAUUUGCUGCGGACCAUGAUGGAAAAAGACCCAAAUCAGAGACCUUCGGCUGAAUUCAUUUUAGCAGAUCAGAAGGGAAAGUUAUUCCCUUCAUACUUUCAUACCUUCCUACAAUCCUACAUGCUUAUGCUCUCUUCGACACCUAUACUUUCCCCUGACGAAAAGAUCUCCAGAUUAUCCAAAGACAUUAAGAACGUGAUUAAUCAUCUGUGCGAAUACGAAGAGGGCGUGGAAGGACUUGUCUUAAUCACCUCAUUGGUGACUUCGUGCAUUCGAGGCUUGCACCACUGCUCCUCCAAACUGCAGGCGCUUGAAAGUCUAAUGGAUCUGGCUGAAAAAGCUUCCUCUGAGACUAUUCUCGACCGAAUCAUUCCAUAUAUUUUCUGCAUGGUGGAAGACAUUGAACCUAGAGUCAGAGUCUCUGCAGUGAAUACGCUGACUUACUGUCUUGGUGCGGUCUCCCAGGUUCCUUGCAGCGAUGCAAAUGUUUUCCCAGAGUACAUUCUUCCAAACCUUGCAAAUAUUUAUCAAGACAAGUCUGUUUUGGUGCGGGCCGCUUAUGCGUCUAAAGUUUCAGAAUUAGCUGAAAUAGCCCUAAGGUUCCUGGAACAAAGUCAGCUGCAUCCUGUGGUCAACAUGGCUGAGGGUAACCGGCCUAGUUAUGAGACUGAGCUGAACACGCUCACCGAAAUGAUCCAGCACACUGUGGAGCGCCUCCUUAAAGACCCCGACAACCUGGUCAGGCAGACACUUUUGGAGAAUGGAAUCACGAGGCUUUGCGUCUUCUUUGGCAAGCAACGAGCUCACGAUAUCCUGCUUUCUCACAUGGUCACGUUUCUUAAUGAGAGGGAAGACAAGCACCUGCGUGGCGCAUUCUUUGACAGCAUUGUUGGCGUCGCCUCAUAUGUAGGGUGGCAUGGCACCAUUGCACUUUUGCCCUUACUUCAACAGGGCUUAUCUGAUCCAGAAGAGUUUGUGAUGGUGAAAGCAAUCAAUGCUCUGACCUCUCUUACUGAACUUGGUCUGAUCUCAAAGCUAAACACGUAUGAUACAUUGCGAGACAUGGUCAGCUAUCUUGUCCAUCCAAGUCUGUGGGUUAGACAGAGUGUUGUCGGUUACGUCAGCGCAGUGGCCCGAAAACUGGAGUUAAUUGAUGUACACUGUAAAGUUCAGUCACUCAUAAAACCAUACUUGGACAGCAGUCUCAUCCAAGUGGACAAAGAAUUUUUACUGCUGAGCGCUUUGAAACCACCUAUUCCAAGGAUAGUUUUCGACAGUGUGGUUAAGUGCAAUGAUAUUGCGCUGUUCAUAGAAACUCUGAAAACUAGAAAGACGCACAGGGAAAAGUUGAAAAUUGGGCAUAUGCCCUCACUCCAAGAGACCCAGAAACAACCUCUUUCAUCGCUCUUCAGGAGACUUAUUUCAGAGGGUAUGACUGAGGAAGUUGAGGAAUACCUGCUCACCAUGUCUGUCGAUUUGACCAAAAUCCACGAGAGGAAGAACAACCUGGACAUUGCGGCUGGCAAGAAAUUGCAAAUGGAGGGAAUUGUGAAUCUUCCUGCCUUGAAUGUGCAGACGCAUUCCAUUAUUCUAGUUAAUCCAGUCAAAACUGAUGCUCAGCGAAACAGGACAAAGAAGCUAGAGCCCCAGUAUUUUCCAUCAAAUGAAGACUGGCGUCCAAGUUACGGCGCAGAGCCGCAAAAUAUCGCCGUUAGGAAGUCUGAGUCUACUAGUGUCUCUCCAUCAAGCAAUCAUUCUGGUAGCAUGAUGACUUCCCCAAUGAUGGACAGCGCUGUCCAUGUGGUAGCUUCUCCAAAGGAAAUUGAUCACAGCUUGCAAGAAAAGUCUUUCAUUCAAUAUCGGUGUGCGCCCUGCAAGUCUGAGUUAAGGGAGUUAGUAUCAAGAAAACAGGAGCAGUUCGCAGAGGCGUGCAGAGGAAUGGGCACUGCUGAAUGGAGUCUCGAGCAGCCGAUUGCUUGGGAGUUGAGAAACAUUCCACCACCUGGUUGGCGGCUGCGAGGACUCCUUGUUGCCCACCUCCAUGAGCACAGGAGUGCUGUGAACAGGAUUGUAACAAUCCCCGAGAGUACGUGCUUUGCCAGUUGUUCAAAUGAUGGCUGGAUUAAAAUUUGGGACUGUGCUAAGAUGGAAGGGAAGAACGUCGCAAACAAAUCAGUUCAAAGUCUGCACCAGCUUGGGGGACCAUUAGUUGGUCUUGCGCCUUGCGAAGGCAAUAUGUCCCUUGCUAGUGCCUCUCAAAAUGGAUUGGUGUUUGUUGCAAGGACUGCGCAAGGAAGUAGCAAAAUGCUGGUCACCCAGACCAGGCAGCUUGAUCCCAAUGAAGAAGGUUUUGCCGUUGAUGUCGGCCACUUUGAUUCUGGCUCACAAUCUGUUGUUGUCUAUGCAACAUUAUAUGGUUCGCUCAUAGGCUGGGACUUGAGAAGUCCCAACAUAGCGUGGAAAAUGGAGAAUGAUUUAAAGCACGGUGUCAUUACUUCUUUCUGUGUUGAUUCACGCCACAGCUGGCUGACCUUGGGAACAAACUGUGGCUUCCAUAUUUGCUGGGAUUUGCGGUUUCAACUGCCUUUGACUAUUGUUCAACAUCCACUUGGUUCCAGAGUGCGCAGGCUGGCCAAGCAUCCGACCGAGUCUUCUUGGGUGCUCUCUGCAGUUCAAGGCAACAAUGAGGUUUCAAUGUGGAAUAUGGAGACCGGAUUCAGACAGGUUGUGCUGUGGGCAAGCAACACGCCGCCCCUCUCACAGUCGCAGGCAUCUUCUAACUCUGUGUGCGGAAUGUACACUGGGCUGGCUGAUAGAGGGGCACCCUUCUUGCUGACGGGCGGCUCGGACAUGAGAGUUCGCUUCUGGGACCUGGAAGCACCCACUGACUCCUUUAUCCCCAUCACAGCAGCCAAUGAAACCAUUCCUCAAGGAUGCGUGACAUACAGUACGCGGCUAGUUGACGGCACUAACGUAGUGCAUGAGCUUAUCAACAAACCAACGACGCGCCACGCGUCCGGUACACGCGCCGUUGGCCCUGAAGUAGAUGUCCCGCGUCCUGGGCCAGAACAGCCAGCUGCUGGACACCAAGACUGGAUCAGCGACAUCACCAUGUGUCAAGCGUCCCAGCAUUUCAUGGUGACUGGUUCCAGAGACGGAGUCAUCAAGGUUUGGAAGUGAAAACUUAUUAAUAAUCCUGCUACUGUGAUAGAAGCGCCCGAACAAUAUUUUUGGUCAUUCGUUGGCUUAAAAUUUUUUGUAAUCUUUGGUGUUACGACAUCUCUUCUUUUAAUGGAAGUCGAAUAAAUGUCGAUAUUAUAUA